AUGGCGCGAGUUGCCAUCAAGAACAAGGUUCCGGUGAUGGAGACGGACGGACGGACGGUGACGCAAAAGUCUGCUCCUCUACCCGUCGCUGGUGUCCACGCAACUCAUCCUGGCACCCAAACACAAAUUAAUGUUCCAAUCCUUAAUGAAGAUAACCACAAAGAAUGGAAAGAUGCUAUUCUCUUGCAAUUAAGAUUAUUAGAGUUGGAUUACGCUGUUCUCAAUGAGGAACCCCCUGAGGUUACUGAAGAAAGCACUGGCGAAGCCAAGCAGCUUCGCGCACAAUGGGAGAAAUCCAAUGGAUUAUGUGUGCUCUUCAUUAAGUCAAGAAUUUCUAGAAAAAUUCGUUUUUGCUUUGAGGACAUUAAGAAAGCGAAACCCUUGCUCAAAGCUAUCGAUGAUAACUUCAUUGAAUCAAAGAAAGUUUUGGCAAUGACUCUAAUCAUGAAGUUGAGAAAUUUGCGUCUUUCCACUGUCAAGGGAACGCGUGAACACAUUAUGCAACUCAGGGAUAUUGUGGCUCAAUUAAAGGAGUUGGAAAUCAUUCUACCAGAUGAUUAUUUGGUGCUUUUUGCACUUGAUACCCUCCCUCAGGAGUACAAUCCUUUUAAGAUUUCCUACAUCACACAUAAAGAGGACUGGUCUAUCAAUGAGUUGAUAACCAUGUGUGCAAUGGAGGAACAAAGGCUUGUGGCUAAGCUUGGUGGGAGUGAUCGGUUUAAGGACCAGUUCCUUCCUUCGAUCAUAUUGGCUCUCAACCUUCUACGUCAUCUGGUGGGGUUGUACUUAUCCGCAGUGCUCCUUUAG
Ipomoea nil (Japanese morning glory) is the source of this 807-nucleotide messenger RNA. RefSeq lists its product as uncharacterized. The record is from RefSeq and is a predicted model, not a curated record. NCBI's taxonomy places the organism in Eukaryota, Viridiplantae, Streptophyta, Magnoliopsida, Solanales, Convolvulaceae. The transcript has 4 exons. Bases 1 to 807 code for a protein of 268 amino acids.